Momordica charantia (bitter melon) is the source of this 2702-nucleotide messenger RNA. RefSeq names its product protein kinase STUNTED. The record is from RefSeq and is a predicted model, not a curated record. Gene Ontology annotation, biological process: protein phosphorylation. Gene Ontology annotation, molecular function: ATP binding; protein kinase activity. NCBI's taxonomy places the organism in Eukaryota, Viridiplantae, Streptophyta, Magnoliopsida, Cucurbitales, Cucurbitaceae.
UCUUUGCUUUCUUUCCUUUCCCAGUUCCCAUUUCCCAUUUCCCGUUUACCACUACAUAUGCUCUCUGUUCCUUCUCCCAUGGCUUCUGUCGCGCCUCAACCUUUUUCCUUCCUCUGAAAAAACCCAUUUCCAAGCUCCGACGACGGAGACGCGCCGCCGAUUAUGGUGGUCGGAGAGCCAGCCGGCGAUGGCCCCCGAGUGGUGGUGGUCGGGGUCAAAAUGGACCCCCACAGUAGGGAACUCCUCACUUGGGCGCUCGUCAAAGUGGCGCAGCCCGGCGAUUGCGUCAUUGCUCUUCAUGUCCUUGAUUCUUCCGCCGUUGCAGAGGGGAAAUCGACGUUGCUCUCUCUGGUCAAGUCGUUUGACUCUGUACUCUCCGCUUACGAAGGAUUCUGUCACCUCAAGCAGGUCGACUUGAAGCUCAAGGUCUGCCGAGGCUCGCCGGUCCGGAAAGUCAUUAGACGGGAAUUGGAUUCUUACGACGAGGCUUCACUGAUUCUCGGUACUUCUAAAUCCCACCAUAGAAUCCGUUCAUCGGCCUCGGUUGCUAAGUACUGCGCAAGAAAAUCGUCGAACAGAUUCAGUGUUUUAGCGGUUAAUAAUGGCAAAAUUAUUUUCCAGAGAUUAGCAACUUUCCCUAACAAAGACCAGUCUCGAGACAAGGAUGGGGGCAAGAAUUGUGCGGUCAUGGUCGACAACUAUUUGAGCCAGAUUGUAGAAGUAACUAAUGAAACAAAAGCUGUUGGGCUGGGUGAAAAUUUUGUCACGGGUCAUCAUUGUUUACAGAAAUCUGACUCUGGAUUCAAUGUGGAGCUGGACUGUGUUGAGGGUGCUCUGUCUUUGCUUGAACGMAAUGAUUCCGGGACUAAUUUGGUGGAAGAGUUGCCUGGUGACAUUGAUGUGGGGGAUUCAUUGGCUUUGGUACCAUUUCAAAGGCCUCCGGAAGUUACCAAGUCGAAUUCCAUGGURAGUCCAGACCCUUCGCAAUGGAAAUCGAGUUGGCCGCUUCUGCGUCGGAUAUUUUUGUCCAAGCAGCAAGCAGAGAAGCCUCCGAAGAAAUUUUCAAGGCUUCAUGGUGUUUUGCACAUAUCGAACUUCCAGUCGUCGGCCGUAGUUUAUCCAGAUCAGAAACAGAGCAGUUUUGAUCAGGAUCAGGCUUCSACCAUUGAUGGAGACAUUGGAGCAAUUGUGCCAUAUGGGUUCAACCACAUUUUGGAAAGCCUUCCAAAAGAGGUACUGGAUUUGAAGGAUAAAUACUCAUCCACUUGCAGAUUGUUUAAUUAUGAGGAACUUUCGUCGGCAACGUCUAAUUUUAUGCCUGAGAAUAUGGUUGGUAAAGGAGGCAGUAGCUAUGUUUAUCGAGGGCUUCUUCCCGAUGGGAAGGAAAUUGCUGUGAAAAUCUUGAAGCCAUCUGAGAAUGUGCUAAAGGAGUUUGUUCAGGAAGUUGGGAUCAUUGCAACUUCAAGUCAUAAGAAUAUUAUACCUUUAUUAGGUUUUUGUUUGGAGGCCAAUAAUUUACUCUUGGUCUAUGAUUUUCUUUCAAGAGGAAGUAUGGAAGAGAAUCUCCAUGGUUGUAAGAAGGAUGCAAAUUCAUUUGGUUGGCAAGAGAGGUUUAAGGUUGCUGUUGGUGUUGCUGAAGCAUUAGACUAUCUACAUAAUUGCAGGGAGGAGCCCGUGAUACACCGCGAUGUCAAAUCCUCUAACAUUCUUCUUUCGGAGAAUUUCGAACCGCAGCUUUCUGAUUUUGGGCUUGCGAGUUGGGCAUCCUCAUGCUUCCAUAUCACUUGUACUGACGUAGCUGGAACGUUCGGUUACUUGGCUCCUGAGUAUUUCAUGCACGGAAAAGUGAGUGAUAAAAUCGAUGUCUACGCAUUUGGUGUGGUACUUCUUGAACUACUUUCAGGUAGAAAGCCAAUCAGCAACGAUUGUCCCAAGGGGCAGGAGAGCCUUGUAAUGUGGGCAAAGCCAAUUUUGAGGGAUGGCAAAGUUUCGCAAUUGCUAGAUCCAAGCCUAGGCAGUGACUACAACCAUGAUCAAAUAGGCCGAAUGAUUUUGGCUGCUACCCUUUGUAUUAGACGAGCGCCAAGACUCCGCCCUCAAAUCAGUCUGGUAUUGAAACUCCUCCAAGGCGACGAGGAAAUAACAACAUGGGCAAGACAACAAAUCGAUGAAUCAGACGAACUCGACGCAAGYGACGGAGAACCUCUACCUACCAACAUCCAAUCACACCUCAACAUGGCCUUGCUUGGCUUGGAAGAUGACUCACUUUCUAUCAGCAGUGGAAUACAAAGCAUUUCCAUAGAGGAUUACUUGCAGGGGAGAUGCAGCCGCUCCUCAAGCUUUAACUAGUCAUUGCUCAACAUAGGAUUUUCAGCAAAAGUUUAGGUAUUAACACCUUCCACCCUCACUCGUAUAAGUAGCUACCGUGUCGAUGUGCCCCAAAAACAUUGUUUUUCCUCCUUUUUUUUUACUUUUUUUUUUGUUGGGUUUCUGAAACUGGGUCAUGGUAGAGAGGUUGUCCAGGGAAAGAGGUUUGCCCCUCCUUGACUUGGUUAUGAUGCCAUAUUCUGAAGGGCUUUGUUUUAUCUUUUUGUAUUGGUUGGAAAAUUGAAUAGUUGCUGUUCAUAGAAAAAUGUGGAUUUGAAUUAAAGGAGAUGGAUGUGAAAGGCAUUUGUAGAUAUCAACUUCUUGUUCCUUGAAAA